UAAUCAGUUUAGUAUUGUUUUCUGGAAGAGAUUCUCUUGAAGAUAAAAUGAAGAGUGAAUGGAAACAGUGUUGAAAAAGUUGCUAUUAAAAUAGUUUGCUCAAUAUGUUUUGUAACAUAUAGUGAACAUGUGAAAUGGGAAAUCUGCCUCACUGUACUUAGCCUACGUAUCUCCAAACAAUAGCCUACACAUAGUUCAAUUAUGAGAAAUGACAUGCAUAUUGGAGACAGUCUAAAAGAAAAAUAUUUUAUUUCUAAAGAAGCAUUGUUUUCACAGUGCACAAGUCAUAGGCUUUUGGAAAUGCACAUUUCCCACUUUUGCCAUGGUCUGCCACUACAACAUUUUUAUUUUUAUUUUGGGUUAGGCCUAUGCCUAUUCCUGAAGGACCAUGUUGCAAGUAGUCCUACUGAGACUGCACAUUCUAUAGUAGCCUAAAAACUGGAUUGACAUGGUGGUCAUUCAAUGAUGGAAUGUCCUGAUUUAAUUUGAGAACGUCAUGAGUCCAAAUUGCAUAUUGACGUCUCAGACCAUACCACCACCAACAGUUCAUGCCUUGGCUACUUAUUCCUUUUCAUUACAACCUCCAAAAGUAUUUCUGUGUUUGGGGGAGGGGGUCGUAACCAGGGCGAUACGAAGCAGGAUGUGACAUCCGGUACCCCGUUAUUCAACAGGUGUAGCCUAGGCUUGGGCUACGCAUUCACGCACUCCAUCAACUCAGAAGGCGCAGACGUGUCAGACUUAACUUUUGCUGCAUCACUUGACAUAUAUUUCAAAUGUUAGAACGGUGAUAAAGUUGAUAAUGGGAUGGUCCGAAUGAAGCGGUAACUGAUCCAAUGGUGGAAAUGAUGCCUUUGUGGAACCAUCGCCUCGCAGGACACACUGCGCGCCAUCCAUGUAGUGGCCUAACUCAAAACUGUCCUGACAAAGGUGGAGCUCACGCCCAAACUAAGUGUGUGUUGCUCACACCUUUGGCCCCAUCUGUAAUAGGGGGGUGUGCCAACAAGGUCAGGAGCCACCAUGGACAGCACACUAGGCCUGGUGGGUGUGCAGGCAGGCCAAAGGGUUUCCACACAAGGCAUGCUGAAGGCUCUCCAGUGCGCCCCCACCUAGUAACCAUCAUCAAGCCUAAUGAGGAUGGCGCCAUCAGGAAGAUCUCACUGCUUCUUAAUCGCCGGGCUGUGGUGUCGUUUGAGCAGCUGGUGAGCGAUGUGUCCGAGGCUUUGGGAUACCCGUCCUGGCAUAACGAUCGCGUGCGGCACCUGUUCACCCCGGCCGGACAGACCAUCGGUAGCCUUUCCCAGUUUUUUCAAGUAGACAACGCGUUUUUGGCACUGGGGCGGACGCGCCCCUCUCUCACCAGCCUGCAGAUGGUGCUGGAGGAACUCUACCCGGGUUGCCAGGAGUACUGCAAUGAGCUGGUGAAACGGUGGCAGAGGACCAUGAGGCCCAAAGCCAGCAAGGCUGAUAGUGGCUUCCAUGAUGACAGCGAAAAAGCAGACAGCUCCCCGAGCAGCAUUCAGACAAUCAAACCAUCCGCCAACAACCUCCAACCCAUCAGGGAGCGACGGGAGCACAAGGAAAGACAUUUAGAGGAAGAGCACAAGAGAGACAGGGAGAGAAAGUUGAGGAGGAGAAAAGACAAGAUGGAGGAGUCCUACCUCAAGCCACACUCCCACACGUUGCCUGGGCGGCAGGGUGACCAGAGAACACAGUGCUGCAAGCGUACAGGAAACAAACACACACACACACCAUCAGGUUUACUCCCAGAUGUGGCUACCGCUCAGGAUAACAGAUCUGUCCCCAUGCAGUCAAAUGGGCCUGGAUCGGCACAGAUAAUGAAAUCACAGGAAGUGCUCUCACAGGAAGCAGCCAGGCAGGCUGAGCAGGACGUGGCUGAGCUACCAGACGGAGCAGAGGUCACACAGGCGGACAUCGAGCGUUGUUACGACGUCGGACGGGUGGUGGGCGACGGGAACUUUGCGGUGGUGCGCGUGUGUGUGGAGCGUCGGACAGGACACACCUGGGCCAUGAAAGUGGUGGACAAAGCCAAGCUGCAGGGCCGCGACCACAUGAUCCACAACGAGGUCUCCCUAUUGGCCAGCCUGAGGCACCCACGGGUAGUGCAUUUGCUUCGCUGCCACCACACGAACACCCACGUCUACUUGAUCAUGGAACUGGCCUCUGAGGGCGACCUGUUCGAUGCCAUAGUGACCAGUGUGAAAUUCAGUGAGGUCUGUGCAGCUGGCAUGCUCAAGGACAUCAGUGAUGCCCUCCAGUUCAUUCACAGCAGGAGCAUUGUGCACAGAGACAUCAAGCCAGAAAACCUGCUGGUCCAUCGUCACGACGACGCUGUCACUCUGAAGUUGGCUGAUUUUGGGUUGGCUCUGGUGGUUACGGAGCCUCUCUAUACAGUUUGUGGAACUCCCACAUACGUUGCUCCAGAGAUACUGGCAGAGGCAGGCUAUGGAGUAGCAGUGGACGUGUGGGCGAUGGGAGUGAUUCUGUACAUCCUGCUAUGUGGAUUCCCUCCUUUUCGCAGUACAGAACGCAAUCAGGUGGAGCUCUUUAAGCUCAUCCGUGAUGGGGACCUCCACUUCCUGUCCCCGUACUGGGACAAGAUCUCCGAGGGUGUUAAGGACUUGAUUCGAGGUCUACUUCAGGUGGACCCAAAAGGUCGUCUGACAGCACAACAGGCUUUGCAGCACAGCUGGGUCAAGAGUCGUGGGAGAAGUCAUGGGAUAAAUCACCACACGCAACAGAGGCCACAAAUGGCAACCACAGACACCAGUCCUCCACCGACUUCUCUGGACUAUAGACUUCCACAGAUCCACACAGCACACAGAGACUACAUCAGAUCGGCAAAGACAAAAGAGGCUAUUGUACACCACACCAGCAGUGACAAGUUGUCAGAAGAUGAGGACAGAGCUGUGCGGACGAGAGGGGCCAGUGUGGACCAGGAAAACAAGCUUGACUCAGUAUGUAGACUAGACGAAAACAACGAAACCAACUCAGAGACGAGUGGAGAUCUGAAGUCAAAAGGGACAUAACAGAUUUGAGAUGUGAGCAAAACAAGACAUGGACUGCAGAUGUUUCUGCUGCAUGAAUAGUAGUUACUGUUCUGAAACU
Messenger RNA from Sardina pilchardus (European sardine), 3126 nucleotides. It is a transcript of the gene dclk3, whose product is annotated as doublecortin-like kinase 3. Gene Ontology annotation, molecular function: ATP binding; protein kinase activity. The record is from RefSeq and is a predicted model, not a curated record. Gene Ontology annotation, biological process: intracellular signal transduction; protein phosphorylation. The transcript is spliced from 5 exons. Bases 834 to 3047 code for a protein of 737 amino acids. NCBI's taxonomy places the organism in Eukaryota, Metazoa, Chordata, Actinopteri, Clupeiformes, Clupeidae.